AUGACUAUCUCACAAUCACCGGCCGCCACCUUCACUCUCCUCACAAUCACUGGCCGCCACCUUCACUCUCCUCACAAUCACUGGCCGCCACCUUCACUCUCCUCACAAUCACCAGCCGCCACUUUCACCUUCCUCACAAUCACCGGCCGCCGCCUUCACUCUCCUCACAAUCACCGGCCGCCACCUUCACUCUCCUCACAAUCACCGGCCGCCACCUUCACUCUCCUCACAAUCACCGGCCGCCACCUUCACUCUCCUCACAAUCACCGGCCGCCACCUUCACUCUCCUCACAAUCACCGGCCGCCACCUUCACUCUCCUCACAAUCGCUGGCCGCCACCUUCACUCUCCUCACAAUCACCGGCCGCCACUUUCACCUUCCUCACAAUCAUCGGCCGCCGCCUUCACUCUCCUCACAAUCACCGGCCGCCGCCUUCACUCUCCUCACAAUCACCGGCCGCCACUUUCACCUUCCUCACAAUCACCGGCCGCCGCCUUCACUCUCCUCACAAUCACCAGCCGCCGCCUUCACUCUCCUCACAAUCACCGGCCGCCGCCUUCACUCUCCUCACAAUCACCGGCCGCCACCUUCACUCUCCUCACAAUCACCGGCCGCCGCCUUCACUCUCCUCACAAUCACCGGCCGCCGCCUUCACUUUCCUCACAAUCACCGGCCGCCGCCUUCACUUUCCUCACAAUCACCGGCCGCCGGCUUCACUCUCACAAUCACCGGCCGCCACCUUCACUUUCACAAGUAUUUGCGUCUCAAAUUCGAGGAUCUGGACUUUACGAAAAAAAUCUGGUGAAAUCUAUUUUACUUAAUUGGGACGAAACAAACAAGACAGGAAGCGUGGUGAGCGAGUGA
Molecule: messenger RNA, 864 nt
Organism: Procambarus clarkii (red swamp crayfish)
Lineage: Eukaryota; Metazoa; Arthropoda; Malacostraca; Decapoda; Cambaridae
Source: RefSeq, a predicted model, not a curated record